AUGGAUGCUAUUUUUGAAAAAGUGGAGCAAGAUUGGCAUAUCAGUAGUUACGACGUAGCUGAAGAACUGGGAAAUGAACACAAAACAGUUUUGGCGCAUUUGAAAGAAAAUGGGUACACAAAAAAGCUCGAUAUUUGGGUACCUCACGAGCUCUCUGAAAGAAACCUAAUGAACCGUGUACUCAUUUGUGAUUCUUUAUUACGACGUAAUGAGACCGAACCAUUUUUGAAGAAAUUGAUAACCGGUGAUGAAAAGUGGAUCACGUACGACAAGAACGUGCGAAAAAGGUCAUGGUCCAAGGCCGGUCAGGCUUCACAGACUGUGGCGAAACCCGGGUUAACUCGCAACAAGGUGAUGCUGUGUGUGUGGUGGGAUUGGAAGGGCAUUAUUCAUUAUGAGCUGUUACCACCAGGCAGGACCAUCGAUUCAGAACUACUGCGAACAACUGAUAAGAUUAAAGCAAGAAGUUGA
Messenger RNA from Papilio machaon (common yellow swallowtail), 471 nucleotides. RefSeq names its product histone-lysine N-methyltransferase SETMAR-like. The coding region runs from base 1 to 471 and encodes 156 amino acids. The transcript has a single exon. The record is from RefSeq and is a predicted model, not a curated record. Gene Ontology annotation, molecular function: nucleic acid binding. NCBI's taxonomy places the organism in Eukaryota, Metazoa, Arthropoda, Insecta, Lepidoptera, Papilionidae.